This is a messenger RNA of Paracoccidioides lutzii Pb01, 303 nucleotides long. RefSeq lists its product as hypothetical. The transcript has 2 exons. Bases 1 to 303 code for a protein of 100 amino acids. The record is from RefSeq and is a predicted model, not a curated record.
AUGACUGAACUAUCUAUUCCUUUAACAGAGAGAAAGCAAUCUUUACAAUCACAUUCUAGAGCUGUUGGAGCGUUCCCAUCACUAGAUGAGAAUGAAGAAUUAGAAGGCCUGAAGCAGGAACCAAGUUCAAAUCACAUCAUGGAUUCAUCAAGCCAUGAGUCUGAUGAAAUGUCUGCUCCUGAGUCUAUACAUGAAUUCACAGCAGCUAAUGAUUUCAAAUCUCAGAUCUGUGAAUAUCAAAAGAAUAUUCAAAGAGCUAUGGAUACUAAGGUAGUAACUAUAUUUAAUGACAUUAAUUACUAA